Messenger RNA from Trichophyton benhamiae CBS 112371, 2109 nucleotides. RefSeq lists its product as uncharacterized. Gene Ontology annotation, biological process: intracellular protein localization; Golgi to plasma membrane transport; exocytosis. The record is from RefSeq and is a predicted model, not a curated record. Gene Ontology annotation, cellular component: exocyst. The transcript has 4 exons. Lineage: Eukaryota; Fungi; Ascomycota; Eurotiomycetes; Onygenales; Arthrodermataceae. Bases 1 to 2109 code for a protein of 702 amino acids.
AUGAAGCGAGAUAUUAAUCCAACCGCAAAAAGCAGACAGACAAGAAGAAAAGAAAAUUAUCGGGACUGCAGCAACAACUACGGUAUCAACUACGACAUCCGCCAGCAGCAGAUCUAUGCUAUUGAAAUAAAGGACAGAGGCGCCAUGGAUGUGAAGGGCCUCACCCUUCGAAGCAAGGCUUCCCGCCGUCGCCCCAAGAUCAGUGCUCCGCAGCCUAUCACGAAUCACAACAACUCCGCCGCGCCAGCAGCAGGACGAGCUCCAGAAGCCAGACACCACCCGCAGCCCAGUGAUGCUACUUCGGACCUUGUUAAACGAAGAUACUCUGCGAAAUUCAAUACUCUCCCGGGCAUCGACUCGGAAGCUCCUCCAGUCCCCAGCCUUCCAAGCGCUCCCAUAGACCACUUUGCCUCAGACAGGGAGCCCACGUCCGCGGGGGGAGCACAGCCGAUUCGAGUGGAUGCGAAUGCCUUGAGAAACCCGAAUUUACCAAUUGAAAGCUAUGUGACCGGGCUGUUAGAACAUGCCUCGGAACAGGACAUACGAGACUAUCAGAGUGACUUGCGGAAACUAAAGAGCAAAACCUCCUCUGACCUACAGCAGAGCGUGUACCAGAACCGCACCCAGUUCAUUAAAAUCAGUAAGGAAGCUGAAAAGUUAAGGGAGGAGAUGAGCACCCUUCGCGGCCUCAUGUCCGAGCUUACUACCACUCUAGGCCAAGCCAACGCAACGAACGGAGCAAAUGGUUCACAACCGGGCUUUGAUGAUGCGCCAGCUAGGAGACACGCCCAUAGGAGUUCUAUUGCUAACCUGGAGAGCAUGUGGAAUAUUCAGCUGCAGCAGUUAUGGAAGAAUGUUGAACGUUCUCAAAAGUAUCUUCCAGCAAUCCCGGGGCGACACAUCGUCAUGGAAUCGAGCCAAUGGGUUGAACUUGAUUCUGCUACGUGGAAACCAAGACGUCCAGUUCAUAUUGUUCUUCUCAAUGAUCAUCUGCUCAUCGCUGCAAAGAAAAGAAAGCGAGUGGAUCCAAACACUGCUAACGGGAAGUCAGUUUCUGUUCCAACAAAACUGGUAGCGGAAGAGUGCUGGCCACUACAGGAUAUCGACAUGAUUGACCUUGGAUCUGGCUUAAAUUCUGGCGAAGACAUGGAUGAACGUGGCGUGCCAAAUGCAGUCAACAUUCGAUAUGGCCAAAGCUCCUUUACCUAUCGUCAUGACCAGCGGAAUAACAAGGCUAAGAAUGAGCUGGUCAUGACUUUCCGAAAGACGCUGGAGGAGCUCCGUAAAAGCCUAAAAUCAGAGGCAGAGGUUGCUGCCAAAUCCCGGGAGGCACUGAUGAACAACAGUCAGCCUGCAUCUCACCGGCAUUCUGAAUUUCUAGAUACCAUGGACCCUCGUGAUAAACUAGAAGUUUUAAUUGAUGUCGACGGAAAGCAACAGAACAUGAGAUGGGUGGAAGGUCAACUUGAUGAACUUGAUAUUGACAUCGCAAUCCAAGUGUUUGAAACUGCUGUUUCGCGUGUUGAGAAACUUCGAAAACUGGCAAAAGGACUGAAAGGGAAUCAAACCGCUCAGGAGGCCAUUAACUCCGGAGUAGAUGCUAGGGCUAACAAACUUGCCGAAAUUCUUCUUCGAGCCCUAGUCGAUACUAAUUCUUUCAUGAAUGCUACAAAGACGAAUGUUGCCUGGUUGACUCGGCUGGGUUAUGAUGAUCGAGCUCGGGAAGCUUACCUCAAUGCUAGGAGCCAAAUAAUAACCAAACGUGCUAGACACUGUGUUUUUGAAGGUGACUUGCUGUUAUAUAUAUUCCAAAUUUCGUUUGUCUACUUCACCAUGAUUCGGAACACGAUCGCCAUCUAUCAACAAUGUUUCCCAUCACCCAUGUCCAGUGCAAGUAUUAAAUGGGGCAAGGAUCAUUUGGACGACUUUAAUGCUACUCUAAGCCGUCAGCUUAGCAGUGUUGAGCCCAGCAACCCCGUGUGGGAGAAAUGCAUGGAGAUAGUAUACCAACAUGCUAGCUCACUUUCAGAAGUCGGGGUGGAUUUUAAAGAUAUGAUCCGUGUUGAAGGACUGGUUGUCAAAUCCCCGAAUAGCACCCCAACAGAGUGA